Saccoglossus kowalevskii is the source of this 2966-nucleotide messenger RNA. RefSeq names its product phospholipid phosphatase-related protein type 5-like. Gene Ontology annotation, biological process: phospholipid dephosphorylation; phospholipid metabolic process; signal transduction. Gene Ontology annotation, molecular function: phosphatidate phosphatase activity. The record is from RefSeq and is a predicted model, not a curated record. Gene Ontology annotation, cellular component: plasma membrane. NCBI's taxonomy places the organism in Eukaryota, Metazoa, Hemichordata, Enteropneusta, Harrimaniidae.
GGGAUGCAUGUUCUUGGUGGAUUCGCUACAUGGAUUAUUGUAGAUAUAGGUCAACUGAUGAUUGGAAGAUUAACUCCACAUUUUUUAACAAUUUGUAUGGAUGACUUAAGUGAUUGUACAACAAUAAACAAUAAUGAUGAAUGUGAUAGUAGUGGUAUUCCUGAGAGUUGUGAUGAUGAUAUGAAGAAUUGUGAUUAUCUUAAUGAUGCAAGAAUGUCUUUUCCUAAUACUUAUGCUGCCUUAUCUGCCUAUGCUGCAGUCUACUGUGGGUUGUACAUAUCAUCUGUGUUUACGAUUACGCUGACAAGAUUAACACGUCCAUUCCUGGUCCUGGGAUUGUUACUGUUAGCAUACAUGGCUGGUUUGUCAGAAGUUGCUAUUAAUCAGUGUUUUUGGUCUGAUGUUCUAAUUGGCUAUGUGAUUGGAGCAACUGUUGGGGGAUACCUGGGUUAUUUUGUACUUGAUUACUUCAAAGGAAAGCCACAAUAUAGUGCACAUAACUUCCCAACAGAAAUGCAAGACUUGGUUGUAAUGAACCCUAUGCAUCCAGUAAACAAAGCUGCAAUGACCAAUGAUCCAAUACCAGAUCAACCAAUGAAGAAUUCCGAUGUACAGACAGGACCUAACAGGCUAUCAUAUACAUACGAUGGCUCUAUGGGACAGGUACCGCUUCCUACAAGAAAAGCCCAGAAAUCAUUCCUACAUAGUCCUGACAAUUAUUUAGCUUCCAAUGGAACCUAAUGUUGCACUAAAUUAUCCAUCAACAAUUUCAAUAAUAAUUAGCAUUAAAAAAUAUAUUUUUAUUGGUAUUAUUUGAGCUGAAUGUGAACAAAUUCUUUCGAAAUGGCUGAUGUCUACAACAGCUAGGUAAAAUUUAUCCCGGCAGAAACAAAAUAUAUCUGUGUUGUACAUAUGCAAUGUGUUUGGUAUGUACAUUACCACAAUUCAUGUAAUGAGGUAUGAGCAUGUCACCUGACAUGUGUAUGUAAUGCAUGGCUUUUGCAUACUACUAACCGAUCAGCUUUUUGGGUGGAUUAAUUUUCAACUUUUAUUAACUGUCUCAGACCAGGAAUACCUGAUUAUUUACUCCUACCUGUCAAAUUAUUAGCGGUAACAGACAUUCCUGUAUAUCCAAAUAUUUACCAGCUCUGGUAGUUUUGUCCAAUUACUAGUUAGAUUAGCUGAAAUUAUUUGAUUGUUUUAUAUAUAUAACCUAAAAAUACAUUACAGCAUUAUUUUGUCAUAGAAUUGAGAAAACAAUAGCUCUUUACUUGUAACUAGUAUGAAUAUGAAGAAAGAUUUUCAAUGUAAUUUAUAUAUUAACAGUAUUAGUGUGAUAUGACGCAGUAUGUAACUGUAUUUUCUGUAUUAGUAAAGCACAACUCCUGAAAGGUCAUACAUUGAACCUCCCCACCCAUAUAUGCCAGCCAGCAUUUGUUAUUCAGAAGCGGUUACACAUUGAACUUCCCCACCCAUAUAUGCCAGCCAGCAUUUGUUAUUCAGAAGCGGUUACACAUUGAACCUCCCCACCCAUAAAUGCCAGCCAGCAUUUGUUAUUCAGAAGCGGUUACACAUUGAACCUCCCCACCCAUAAAUGCCAGCCAGCAUUUGUUAUUCAGAAGCGGUUACACAUUGAACUUCCCCACCCAUAUAUGCCAGCCAGCCAGCAUUUUUUGUUCAGAAGCAAUUACACAUUGAACCUCCCCACCCAUAAAUGCCAGCCAGCAUUUGUUAUUCAGAAGCGGUUACACAUUGAACCUCCCCACCCAUAAAUGCCAGCCAGCAUUUGUUAUUCAGAAGCGGUUACACAUUGAACUUCCCCACCCAUAAAUGCCAGCCAGCAUUUGUUAUUCAGAAGCGGUUACACAUUGAACCUCCCCACCCAUAAAUGCCAGCCAGCAUUUGUUAUUCAGAAGCGGUUACACAUUGAACCAUUGAUAUAUUGAAAAUUAUUGCUGUUACAUAAUAUAAUACUCCCCUAGAAAUUACCAGGAUGUAUGACCUUAAGGGUUAUGUAUAAGACUUACGACAUGUGUUUUAAAUAUUAGUAUUCCUAGGCUAGUUGUGUACAGUUGUUAUAGUGUAUGUGAUUUUUAAUACAGAGUACACAGUAGCAUCACCUUAUGUUAUAACUAUUUACUCAAGAUGCAGCAUUAUUAUAAUAACACUCAUAAGUGUUAUAAGAACAAAAUGAUUGAAAUCGACCCAUCGUGGUGAUCACUAUAUUUUCCUUUAUCGCUUUAUUGUUUUACUUUCCUUACUCUGAUGUAAACUGAUUUCUAGCGUGUAAUUGUGCAAAGUUAAAAUUAUUUUGCCUUCCCUGAUGACCAUUCACUUGCAAUCCAUGCGUUUACCUUAUACUAAUCUUGACUUUGUUUUUUAUUUUCCUGCUUACUAUUUUCUGAAGCUUUCUCAACCCGGAGGUAACCCUUCUUUACUUUAUAAGUUGUCUUUUAUAAAAUCCAUGUCUUCCAUCAUGCUAUGUAUACGGCUGUAAUUCUUACUAAGUCGAUCACUUCAAUUAUAGUUGAUGAAUCAACGUGGCGGGGACCUGACACUAUAACAGGAACCAUAUAAAUCUAAACAUCCAGGGGGUAUGUACAUUUCAAUGCUCGGUGACUUCCCACAUCCAAGGGAAGGUAUACUGCAUGGUCAUUUGGUGCUGGGCGUUUCGGAUAAAAGCAAUAUAUUCUUGAAUUUGGUAAUAAAAUAUUUGGUUAUUCCAUUGUACUGCAUUAAUUAUUUAUACAGUAUAGUCAUUGUUAUUUAUCAAGAUUUCUUUUGUGCGUACAACUACAAUUCCAUAUAUGGUAAUAAGCAAAUUAAUGACACUGCUUCCUAAUAUGGGUUUAUGAAUUGACUAAUAACAUUAAUUAUAGCUUAAUAUGAGCUAUAACUAUUUUAUUCACAUACAAACAGCAUGUUAUAUUUAUAUACAUCUAAAUAAAAAAACUACCAGACUUUAA